UUUGCUCUCCACUCCAGAGCUCUACGAAUCUCUCGCUGUAUCGUUGCGAAGAUCGAGCCGGAAGCCUUCGUCAAUCACUACGAAGUCGAUCACUAUCGUUACUUUCGCUUCAGGAGAAUCCCUAAGAGACUACCGUCAAGAUGGUCGACAAGACUAGAGUGUACAACUGGUACAUCUCGCUCGUUGCAGCAUCAUGCAUGGUGCUCUACGGUUACGAUGCGUCCGUCUUCAACGCGUUGCAAAACUCGAAGCACUGGAUCGCCUACUACGACAACCCCGGACCCAACAUCAUCGGCGCCAUCAACACAUCAUAUACUGUUGGUGCUGUUGUAGCUGGUUUCUUCAUGGCUGGUCCUCUUGCUGAUUUCGCUGGACGACGAGUCGGUAUGGCUGCUGGUUCCAUCUGUGUCAUCAUCGCUACCAUUAUGCAAACAUUCGCUCCUCGUGGACAAAUCGGUGUCUUCAUCGCUGGUCGUGUCCUCAUCGGUAUAGGACAAGGUCUCGCUCUUACUGCUGGUUCUAUUUAUAUCGGAGAGCUUGCUCCUUCUGAGAUCCGUGGAAAGAUCAUGUCCUUCUGGCAGAUGUUCUAUUCCGUUGGCUCUUUUAUUGCAUACUGGAUCUCCUUCGGUACCUCCAAGAACCCUAAGAAACUCGGCGAGUGGGACUGGAAGAUGGUGGUCAUUUUCCAGAUGAUGGUACCCAUCAUCAUCCUCUCCCAGGUUUUCUUCAUCCCAGAGUCUCCCCGUUGGUACGUUCAGAAGAACCGCAACUACGAAAAGGCCCGCCGCUCCCUCCGUCGCGUCCGUGCCACCGAGCAAGAUGUCGAAGAUGAGAUUACUACCAUCCGAGAGGCUAUUGAAUUCGAAGCCGAGGCUAUCUCAUCCGGCUUCUCUGCUCUGUGGAAGGACAAGUCUGUCAGAAAGCGCAUGUACAUUGCAAUGAUUGUAAACGGUGGUCAGCAGAUUACUGGACAGGGCACACUCAACUCCUACAGCUCCAUCAUCUACAAGAAGGUCUUCACGAGCGCCGACACUAUCUCCCUGAUCAACGCUCUGAAUGCCACUUUCAGUAUUCUCUUCACACUCAAUGCUACUUGGACUGUCGACCGCUUUGGACGCAAGUUCUUGUUCAUCGUUGGUGGUAUCGGCAUGGGCGUUUGUAUGCUUAUCGCCGCUACUGUGGAGACUCAGACACCUACGCUUCCCAGCGGCGCAAAGACUGAGCCCGUUGGUAUCGCGAUUGUAUUCCUCAUGUUCCUGUUCGCUCUAUUCUACAAGCCUUCUUGGGGCGCAACGGUAUGGAUCUUCACCGCGGAGAUCUUCUCCAUGAACAUCCGUGCCCAAGCUGUUGGCAUGUGCUCGCAAACCCAAAACGUUGUCAACUCCAUCGUCCAGCAGUUCUUCCCCGUCUUCCUCAAGAACGAGGGCUUCUAUGCUUUCUACAUGUUUGCUGCUAUCAACAUUCUGCUUGCAGCUUUUGUCUGGUUCUUCGUUCCCGAGACUAAGAAGGUUAGUCUCGAGGAGAUGGACGCCAUCUUUGGUGGCCAGAACCACGUUGUUGAGGGCGCUGCCAUUGAGGAGAAAGACCCGGCAAGGCACCACAGCGUUGUCGUUGACAACGACGCUAAGGGUGCUUCGGAGAGAGUCGAGAGGGUCUAAUCGGCCUUUAG
Alternaria alternata is the source of this 1669-nucleotide messenger RNA. Its product is annotated as sugar transporter. Gene Ontology annotation, biological process: carbohydrate transport; transmembrane transport. Lineage: Eukaryota; Fungi; Ascomycota; Dothideomycetes; Pleosporales; Pleosporaceae. The transcript is spliced from 3 exons. Gene Ontology annotation, cellular component: membrane. The coding region runs from base 141 to 1658 and encodes 505 amino acids. Gene Ontology annotation, molecular function: carbohydrate:proton symporter activity. The record is from RefSeq and is a predicted model, not a curated record.